Messenger RNA from Chironomus riparius, 713 nucleotides. The record is from the annotation of a GenBank genome assembly. NCBI's taxonomy places the organism in Eukaryota, Metazoa, Arthropoda, Insecta, Diptera, Chironomidae.
GCUAGACAAUCAGUAUUUUGUGAUCUAAUAUUAUCCACAAUAUUUCUUUGAUAGUAUUUGAAGUGUUAUUGACAUAAGCAGCAUAAUAAAUCACAAAAAUGCCAAUUGAGUGUUCUAUUUGCAGAGAAGAACUGAUUCAGCCAGGCUCAACACUGUCAACAACGCCCUGUGGACAUGUUUAUCACAGGCAGUGCCUUUUAUUAUGGAUAGAAAACAAUCAAAAUACAGGAAGUUGCCCUAUUUGCCGUGCAAAUUUUGAUCCAUACAAUGUCAUUCCAUUAUUAACUUUGGAGGAAUCAACAUCCAGCGCCAGCAAUAAUCAACAACCCAUGAAUGUUGAUAAGCUUACAGAGAUGCAAAGUUUACUGAAUUCUGUUAUGGAUUCUCUUCUUGUUGCAAAUGAGGAACUGAAAGCUAAGGAUGCAAUAAUUGAGAGCCUAAAAAAGCGAAUUGAAAGACAGGAAACAACUGAUGAUUAUCAUGGAGGGGGUAAUUGUCCACAUAAAGUAUGUGUGAGACCAAAUAAUAAUAAUGAUGACAGUGGCUUAUCCGAUCUAGUGAACAGCUUGGAAGAUGAUGAACUAGAAUUUAAUUUGAGAAUUUCUUAAAAAGUUUAAUUAACAAAUUUCUCACCUGACUGUUCUUUAAAGUUACCAAAAGUGCCAAUUCAAUUAUUAAUAAAAUUAUUGGAAAUAAUUUUGCAUAAAUCAACA